Messenger RNA from Marmota flaviventris (yellow-bellied marmot), 2851 nucleotides. It is a transcript of the gene Vps37c, whose product is annotated as VPS37C subunit of ESCRT-I. NCBI's taxonomy places the organism in Eukaryota, Metazoa, Chordata, Mammalia, Rodentia, Sciuridae. Gene Ontology annotation, biological process: ubiquitin-dependent protein catabolic process via the multivesicular body sorting pathway; protein targeting to membrane; protein targeting to vacuole. The record is from RefSeq and is a predicted model, not a curated record. Gene Ontology annotation, cellular component: ESCRT I complex.
GCGCUGGAGGCCGCGACCGGUGGGAGACGGUGUCGUGGCAACUCCGAGGGCCCCGGAGCGGGCGCCUAACGUCGCGGGACGAGCAGCGCGGCCUGCUCCGGCGCCCGGACGCGGGAGGAGAGUCACAUCCGGCGGGGGCGGGCCUCGCGGACCCCGGAAGUGUGGGCGCGGCUGCGGCUUUCCCGCGGCGGCGGCGGCGGCCCUCAGGGAAAGAUGGAGACCCUGAAAGAUAAGACCCUGCAGGAGCUGGAGGAGAUGCAGAAUGACCCGGAGGCGAUUGACCGGAUGGCUUUGGAGUCCCCUGAGGUCCAGGACCUGCAGUUGGAGCGAGAGAUGGCACUAGCCACCAACCGGAGCCUGGCUGAGCGGAACCUGGAAUUCCAGGGACCCCUAGAGAUCAGCCGCUCAAACCUCUCAGACAAAUACCAGGAGCUGCGGAGGCUUGUGGAACGGUGCCAGGAACAGAAGGCAAAGCUGGAGAAGUUCUCCUCAGCAUUCCAGCCAGGGACCUUGUUGGACCUUCUGCAGAUCGAAGGCAUGAAGAUCGAGGAGGAGUCUGAGGCCAUGGCUGAGAAGUUCCUGGAGGGCGAGGUGCCCUUGGAAAAGUUUCUAGAGGACUUCUCCUCUAUGAGGAUGCUGUCCCAUCUGCGCCGGGUCCGAGUGGAGAAGCUCCAAGACGUGGUGAGGAGGCCCCGAGCUUCCCAGGAACUGGCUGGAGAUGCCCCUCCACCCCGUCCGCCACCCCUGCCCCUGCGACCAGGCCCUCAGGCGACACCCCCUGUGGCCGAAGAACAGCCGCCUCUGCAGCCAUCUGUUGUGCCUCCCUACCCUUUGCCCUACAGCCCGUCCCCCGCCCUGCCCAUGGGCCCCACUGCCCAGGGAGCCCUGCAGCCGGCCCCCUUCCCUGUGGUGGCCCAGCCCUCUGCCUCGUACAGUGGGCCUCUGGGCCCUGCCUACCCGUCAGCCCAGCCGGGACCCAGGUCUGCUGCAGGCUACCCCUGGUCCCCACAGAGGAGCACUCCACCUCGGCCGGGCUUUCCUGUAGCCCCGACUAGCACCUCUGGCCCUGGGUACCCCUUGGCGGGGGGCAGGGCCCCUAGUCCUGGCUAUCCUCAACAGACCCCCUACCUCCCCACAGGAGGAAAGCCCCCCUACCCAACACAGCCUCUGCUCCCAGGCUUCCCAGGACAGCCCCAGCCCUCAGUGCCCCCUCGGCCCCCGUAUCCCCCAGGGCCUACUCCUCCAUAUGGGUUUUCCCCACCCCCAGGCCCUGCCUGGCCUGGAUACUAGCCGUGGUUUGGCUCCUUGGCCCUUCCCUCCUCCACCUGCACCACGGCCUUUAGCCCACCUGUCGCUGAGAUUUGAGGUUAAUGGGAAGUGAGUUAGUGCUCCCCGUGGGCCUGCAUCAGCACAAGGAGGCCCCAGGGGCACCUGGCCAGGGGCAUACAGGACCCCCAAAGGCACUGAGGGUGUGUGUGACAGGUUGGCUAUGACAGAAGCCCGCAGAACUUGCUGAUCUUCUGGCCAGAGGCCCUCCUGGGAGCCGCUCCUGUCGGUAACUGGCUCUAGGUUGCAGGUCCUGCAGGCCAGCGGGAGCCAGGGCUAGUGGCGUGUGCAUGCAUUUGUGCACAUCCUCUCGUGUCACUUCCAAGAACAUCUGAACUCCUUGCAGAGUUAUCUCAGUGACAAGGUGGCCUGGGGUCCCCACCCCGCCCACCCCCUACCUCUCCCCUGGGAUUUGGCAUAUUUGACAUGGAGUCCCAAUCCAAGGGAUACAGCUCUUGGUGUAAGACCAUUCAAGAAUGUUCUGCCUCACAUACCCCAGCUAGGGGUAGUCUGGAGGGAGAGAACAGAAUUGGGAAAAAACAGUGAUUUUAUGUCCUGUGAAGCCAUAAUUUAACCCCAGUAGGCUGGGGACAGAAGCUCCGUGUGCUGCUCUGAAUGCCAGCAGCGCCUGCAUAGCGAAUGGGCUGGGAUGUGAAGCCGACCCUAACCUUGCUUGCAGGUUGGAGAAUCCAGGGGUCAUCUUGGACCCUCUGGCUGGGGGAAUGGAGAAGCUCUAGCCUGGGAGAUUGUGGUCACGUUUGGGCUCAGCUAGGAGUUGGGGCACCUCCCAGCCACCCUUUCCUUCUCAGGGCCCCCCACUUCUGGCUGGCUUUUCUGAGGCCCACCCACCCACCUACCUAUUCCUUUAGUGCCUUGAAUCUCAUUCUCAAGCAACCCCCUCUGUCCUUCAUCUCCCCAUGUAUGCCUUCCUGGUCCCCAUAUCCCUGUAGACAUCGUCGAAAGACACCCUAACAGUGACUUCCCAAAUGGUGCUUUCCAAAACACCAUCACUACACCGGGGUCAGUUUCUCUGCACCUCUCGUCUUCAGAAUGUAAAGGGCAGGGAUUGUGACAGUCACAUGCAGCCCUAGCACACUGGGAUUUUAAACAUGUGCAGUAGUAAAAAUGACUACACUAGGCCAAAGGGGGUGACGAAUGAAGCAUUAACUUUGUACCAGAUGUGAACCAGGUCUCGGCGGAUCCUGGAGCUGCUACGGGUUAGGAAGUUGUAUGUGCCUUGAGACAUCCACUCCCCGAGUACCCAGCCUCUGGUGGGCCUGGGGGUGUGGGGGCCAAGGAGGAAACCUCACCUUCUGGUGCCUGCCCCCGUCCCGGGCCUGUGUGCCGUCUGUGGGUGUGCGUGAUGCUAGAUUAGCGCUGCCAGUUCCUCUCCAACUGUGCUUGCUUCUCGUAAGUUAUUUAUGAAGAGAAAUCACUAAUGGAGUCUGCUGAGUGCUUCUGGACUGGAUGAAUGAUCGCCUGUGUGUUCGUGUAAUUAAUUGCCCUAAUAAACUUCCAUGAGUAA